Messenger RNA from Hordeum vulgare subsp. vulgare (domesticated barley), 1483 nucleotides. Its product is annotated as protein ASPARTIC PROTEASE IN GUARD CELL 1-like. The transcript has a single exon. Bases 66 to 1379 code for a protein of 437 amino acids. Lineage: Eukaryota; Viridiplantae; Streptophyta; Magnoliopsida; Poales; Poaceae. Gene Ontology annotation, cellular component: extracellular region. The record is from RefSeq and is a predicted model, not a curated record.
UCCAAACGAAGGAGGCAUUCUAAAUCUGUCUCUCUCCUCCUGGUUGCUCAUCGAUCAUAGCAACCAUGUCUAUUUUAUAUGCCUAUAAGCUUUGCUUCCUCUUUGCUCUGCUGAUUUCGUCCAGCCAUGGCACCGUCGGCAAUGUGGCACCACCGAGCGCCGGAUUCAGUCUGCCUGUCGUGUCCAACCAGGAAACAGCCGACGGGCAGCUUGGCGCGAACCUCACGAGCAUAGGUCCGCACAUAGCACCCGUGGGGUGGCCCUUGUACGGCGUCCUCGUCGGCGUGGGCUCCGGCCAAACCCGGCAUUUCUACAAGCUCGGGCUGGACCUCGUCGGCAAUCUGACGUGGAUGCAGUGCCAGCCCUGCGUGCCCGAGGUUCGGCAGGAGGGCGCCGUCUUCGACUCUGCCGAGUCCCCUCGCUACAAGCACAUGAAGGCAACGGACCCCAUGUGUACGCCCCCCUACACCCCUUCCGUCGGCAACCGGUGCAGCUUCUACACCACCACCUGGAACGUCGCCGCACACGGCUACCUCGGCAGCGACAUGUUCGCCUUCGCCGGUACCGGCGCAGGAGGACACAGCACGGACGUGGACCAACUCAUCUUCGGCUGCGCACACACGACGGACGGGCUCGAGCGCCUCAGCCACGGCGUUCUCGCUGGGGCCCUGAGCUUGAGCAGGCACCCGAUGUCGUUCCUGAGCCAGCUCACCGCGCGCGGGCUGGCCGACUCGCGGUUCUCUUACUGCCUCUUCCCCGAGCAGAGCCACCCCAUCGCCAAGCACGGGUUCCUCCGCUUCGGCCGCGACAUCCCGAGGCACGACCACGCGCACAGCACGUCGCUGCUCUUCACGGGACCGGGCUCCGGCGGCAUGUACCACAUCCGCGUCGUCGGCAUCAGCUUGAACGGGAGAAGAAUUAUGAGGUUACAGCCGGCGAUGUUCACGCGGAACCUUCAAACCCGACGAGGGGGGUCCGUCGUCGAUCCGGGGACUCCGCUGACAAGGCUGGUUCGCCAGGCAUACGACAUCGUCGAGGCCGAGGUCGUGGCGAACAUGCAGAAGCAAGGGGCGCGCCGCGCGAAGGCGCAGGUGCAGGGGCACCGCCUCUGCUUUGUCUCGUGGGGCCACGUGCACCUCCCGAGCUUGACCAUCAACAUGUACGAAGACACAGCCAAGCUUUUCAUCAAGCCGGAACUGCUGUUCCGGAAGGUGACCGCCAGGCUCCUGUGUUUCACCGUCAUGCCGGACGAGGAGAUGACGGUGCUCGGCGCGGCGCAGCAGAUGGACACGCGGUUCACGUUUGACCUCCAUGCCAAUCGUCUCUACUUUGCCCAGGAGAAUUGUAAUGCUGACACCCGGUUCACGUCUAGAUCCUAGAGUAUAUGUUUCUGCGCCGAAUGCAUUUAUCAUUGGUUGGUGCAUGAAUUGUGGGCGAACAGUUUAAAAAUAAUGAAUAAGGCUGUUCAUAGUGGAGAGUAACA